Molecule: messenger RNA, 1982 nt
Organism: Anopheles darlingi
Lineage: Eukaryota; Metazoa; Arthropoda; Insecta; Diptera; Culicidae
Product: sodium-coupled monocarboxylate transporter 1-like
Exons: 4
Coding region: 5-1918 (637 amino acids)
Biological process (GO): transmembrane transport; sodium ion transport
Cellular component (GO): membrane
Molecular function (GO): symporter activity
Source: RefSeq, a predicted model, not a curated record
GAGCAUGGCCUCCCCACGGUUAACCGUUGCAGAAGUGAGCGAAUCCCUGCAGCACUUCGGGGUUGUCGACUACAUCGUGUUCAUGUGCAGUUUGCUGAUAUGCGUGGUGAUUGGAUUGUACUUCGGUUGGAAGGAUUGGAAGGCGCAACAGAACCGAAAGCGCAAUGCCGUUCGGCGAGGAUCGGAAGCCUUGAACUAUCUCGUCGGUGGACGAAAGAUGAAAAUCUUCCCCGUCGCGAUGUCGCUAAUCGCGAGCUUCAUUUCCGGUAUCGCGAUUAUGGGUGCAUCUACUGAGACGUAUCUGUAUGGGACCCAGUUCUGCUACAUUUUUACUGCCAUCAUAGCGAUGGCGUUCAGUAUGAACUACAUAUUUCUGCCCGUGUACCAGGGGCUAGAGAUUACGUCGGCCUACGGGUAUCUGCAGCUGCGAUUCGAUCGCCGACUACGAUUGCUGGGAUCAGGGCUCUUCACGUUGGCUACGCUACUUCAUCUACCGAUCGUUAUCUACGUACCGGCGCUGGCGUUCAACCAAGUGUCUGGUAUUAACGUGCACAUUGUGUCCACGAGCGUAUGCUUAGUUUGCAUAUUCUACACACUCGUAGGUGGUAUAAAGGCGGUCGUUUGGACGGAUGUGAUUCAAAUGUUUAUCAUGAUUGGUGCCCUGAUUUUGAUCGUCAUUAAGGGUACGGCUGAUAUUGGUGGAUUGGGUGUGCUGAUUGAACGGAAUAUGGCCAGCGGCAGGAUAGAAGGUCCCAAUUUCAGUAUCGAUCCUACCGAGCGGCACACGAUCUGGGCUAUUUUCUUUGGUGGAGGAUGCUUCUGGAUCAGCAAGAACGCCAUACACCAAAUGAUGAUCCAGCGGUAUUUGGCGUUGCCAAGCUUUCGUGAUGCACAGAAGGCCUUGGUUUGCUUCACGGUUGGCAUCAUCCUGCUGCUGAUGACAUGCUUCUACAAUGGCCUACUGAUCUACGCCACAUUCUACGACUGCGAUCCACUGACGACGGGUUUGGCGAAAGCGAAAGAUCAACUGCUGCCCGUCCUGCUGAUGAAGGUCCUGGGAAACUAUCCUGGGUUGGCCGGUUUAUUCAUUUCCGGUAUAUUCAGCGCCUCACUAAGCUCGCUCUCGACUGGCCUCAACUCCCUGUCGGCAAUCGUAUUGGAGGACUUUGUGAAGCCCUUCUCUCGCAAACCACUGGGGGAACGUGCCACUCGCUACAUCAUGCGUGGAACAGUGCUUGGGUUCGGCAUUGUGGCUGUCGUGUUGGUGCUGGUGGUGGAGAAGCUCGGUACCGUGCUGCAGCUGUCGAUGAGUCUCAUACCGAUUUCUCUAGGUCCUUUGCUGGGUCUUUUCCUGAUGGGCAUGUUAAUACCUUGGGUUGAUUCAGUUGUAAGUACACCUACGAGACGAUUUCUUUCCAUGUUCCAGCUGCUAAUGCGCAGAUCACCUUCCUCACUUCUUUCACAGAGCGCCUUCGGCGGUGCAGUCAGUGGAUUGGUCACGAUGGCGUACAUCGUUAUUCGUGCUCAGCUAGCUAUUGCUGCCAAAGAGAUGACCUUCCCGACGAAACCCGUCUCGGUGGCCGGAUGCGAGUAUGAUUUUGAAUUUCCUCCCGCAUACAAUGCCACGGUUGGGCUGCCUUCUCCUUCAGUUCACGCGAAUGCCAAAUCGUUGCACCAUGUUUCGUUUCUGUUUUACACCUUUAUCGGUGCAGCUGUAACACUCACGAUCGGUUCUCUCACUGCUUCCAUCUUGCGCGGCCAGCAAUCGAAUAAAGUCGAUCCACUGUUACUGGCACCGUUCGUUCGGCGUGCAUACUUUCCAGAGCAUUUGCCAAUCACCAGUGCGGUUUCCUUGCAAAAAUUCAAUAAAGGAGACACUCAACUCUAUCUGCCACUUUCUUUUUCCGGAUUCCCAUGACGGGUGGCACUUUCGGCCCCGUCGCCACUAUCCACUCGCCGAGAAUGAGGAUCAACGAGGGCGU